Messenger RNA from Peronospora farinosa, 6714 nucleotides. NCBI's taxonomy places the organism in Eukaryota, Oomycota, Peronosporomycetes, Peronosporales, Peronosporaceae. The record is from the annotation of a GenBank genome assembly.
AUGGGUGGAGCCGAAUCAGCCGAGAUGGAUGCCAAGCAAAAGAAAUUGGCCGAGAUCAGUGGCAAGACAACGACCAACGAGAAGAACGUGGGCAGCGAAGGGACUUUGUACACGAAAGCGGAAAAGAAGGCACGUGUCACGGACUUUGAAGCCAUGAGCGAGCUUACAAGCAGCGUAAACAAGACAAUGAAGGGGCCUCAGGAGCCCGAGACGGAGCCGAACAACGGUAAGACGCAAGGGGACAAAGAAACGGUCAAGACGGAGGUGUUCCAGUCGCAGGAAGCCGACGGCAGCAUCGUGACAAAGACGGUGAAGACGACGACACGACUUUCGACGUCUGCCAGCGGCGAGCUGGUGAAGACCUUUGAGGUGGAGACGACGACGGAGACAGAGACGACUUCCGGCGAGAAGAGCACCACGGUGGAGACAGAAACGCGCGAGGAGACGGAGGUGGAGGAAAGCAGCCUCACGACGACGUCCGGCAACACGACGACGUCCGUGUCAGGUGGUCAGGUCAUCCGCUCAACCGUGGAGGCUGGCGCGGCCCCGGGCGAGUCGGUGCAGACUGAGGUGUUCCAGUCGCAGGAAGCCGACGGCAGCAUCGUGACAAAGACGGUGAAGACGACGACACGACUUUCGACGUCUGCCAGCGGCGAGCUGGUGAAGACCUUUGAGGUGGAGACGACGACGGAGACAGAGACGACUUCCGGCGAGAAGAGCACCACGGUGGAGACAGAAACGCGCGAGGAGACGGAGGUGGAGGAAAGCAGCCUCACGACAACGUCCGGCAACACGACGACGUCCGUGUCAGGUGGUCAGGUCAUCCGCUCAACCGUGGAGGCUGGCGCGGCCCCGGGCGAGUCGGUGCAGACUGAGGUGUUCCAGUCGCAGGAAGCCGACGGCAGCAUCGUGACAAAGACGGUGAAGACGACGACACGACUUUCGACGUCUGCCAGCGGCGAGCUGGUGAAUACCUUUGAGGUGGAGACGACGACGGAGACAGAGACGACUUCUGGCGAGAAGAGCACCACGGUGGAGACAGAAACGCGCGAGGAGACGGAGGUGGAGGAAAGCAGCCUCACGACAACGUCCGGCAACACGACGACGUCCGUGUCAGGUGGUCAGGCCAUCCGCUCAACCGUGGAGGCUGGCGCGGCCCCGGGCGAGUCGGUGCAGACUGAGGUGUUCCAGUCGCAGGAAGCCGACGGCAGCAUUGUGACAAAGACGGUGAAGACGACGACACGACUUUCGACGUCUGCCAGCGGCGAGCUGGUGAAGACCUUUGAGGUGGAGACGACGACGGAGACAGAGACGACUUCCGGCGAGAAGAGCACCACGGUGGAGACAGAAACGCGCGAGGAGACGGAGGUGGAGGAAAGCAGCCUCACGACAACGUCCGGCAACACGACGACGUCCGUGUCAGGUGGUCAGGCCAUCCGCUCAACCGUGGAGGCUGGCGCGGCCCCGGGCGAGUCGGUGCAGACUGAGGUGUUCCAGUCGCAGGAAGCCGACGGCAGCAUUGUGACAAAGACGGUGAAGACGACGACACGACUUUCGACGUCUGCCAGCGGCGAGCUGGUGAAGACCUUUGAGGUGGAGACGACGACGGAGACAGAGACGACUUCCGGCGAGAAGAGCACCACGGUGGAGACAGAAACGCGCGAGGAGACGGAGGUGGAGGAAAGCAGCCUCACGACGACGUCCGGCAACACGACGACGUCCGUGUCAGGUGGUCAGGCCAUCCGCUCAACCGUGGAGGCUGGCGCGGCCCCGGGCGAGUCGGUGCAGACUGAGGUGUUCCAGUCGCAGGAAGCCGACGGCAGCAUUGUGACAAAGACGGUGAAGACGACGACACGACUUUCGACGUCUGCCAGCGGCGAGCUGGUGAAGACCUUUGAGGUGGAGACGACGACGGAGACAGAGACGACUUCUGGCGAGAAGAGCACCACGGUGGAGACAGAAACGCGCGAGGAGACGGAGGUGGAGGAAAGCAGCCUCACGACGACGUCCGGCAACACGACGACGUCCGUGUCAGGUGGUCAGGCCAUCCGCUCAACCGUGGAGGCUGGCGCGGCCCCGGGCGAGUCGGUGCAGACUGAGGUGUUCCAGUCGCAGGAAGCCGACGGCAGCAUCGUGACAAAGACGGUGAAGACGACGACACGACUUUCGACGUCUGCCAGCGGCGAGCUGGUGAAGACCUUUGAGGUGGAGACGACGACGGAGACAGAGACGACUUCUGGCGAGAAGAGCACCACGGUGGAGACAGAAACGCGCGAGGAGACGGAGGUGGAGGAAAGCAGCCUCACGACAACGUCCGGCAACACGACGACGUCCGUGUCAGGUGGUCAGGCCAUCCGCUCAACCGUGGAGGCUGGCGCGGCCCCGGGCGAGUCGGUGCAGACUGAGGUGUUCCAGUCGCAGGAAGCCGACGGCAGCAUCGUGACAAAGACGGUGAAGACGACGACACGACUUUCGACGUCUGCCAGCGGCGAGCUGGUGAAGACCUUUGAGGUGGAGACGACGACGGAGACAGAGACGACUUCUGGCGAGAAGAGCACCACGGUGGAGACAGAAACGCGCGAGGAGACGGAGGUGGAGGAAAGCAGCCUCACGACAACGUCCGGCAACACGACGACGUCCGUGUCAGGUGGUCAGGCCAUCCGCUCAACCGUGGAGGCUGGCGCGGCCCCGGGCGAGUCGGUGCAGACUGAGGUGUUCCAGUCGCAGGAAGCCGACGGCAGCAUCGUGACAAAGACGGUGAAGACGACGACACGACUUUCGACGUCUGCCAGCGGCGAGCUGGUGAAGACCUUUGAGGUGGAGACGACGACGGAGACAGAGACGACUUCUGGCGAGAAGAGCACCACGGUGGAGACAGAAACGCGCGAGGAGACGGAGGUGGAGGAAAGCAGCCUCACGACAACGUCCGGCAACACGACGACGUCCGUGUCAGGUGGUCAGGCCAUCCGCUCAACCGUGGAGGCUGGCGCGGCCCCGGGCGAGUCGGUGCAGACUGAGGUGUUCCAGUCGCAGGAAGCCGACGGCAGCAUCGUGACAAAGACGGUGAAGACGACGACACGACUUUCGACGUCUGCCAGCGGCGAGCUGGUGAAGACCUUUGAGGUGGAGACGACGACGGAGACAGAGACGACUUCUGGCGAGAAGAGCACCACGGUGGAGACAGAAACGCGCGAGGAGACGGAGGUGGAGGAAAGCAGCCUCACGACGACGUCCGGCAACACGACGACGUCCGUGUCAGGUGGUCAGGUCAUCCGCUCAACCGUGGAGGCUGGCGCGGCCCCGGGCGAGUCGGUGCAGACUGAGGUGUUCCAGUCGCAGGAAGCCGACGGCAGCAUCGUGACAAAGACGGUGAAGACGACGACACGACUUUCGACGUCUGCCAGCGGCGAGCUGGUGAAGACCUUUGAGGUGGAGACGACGACGGAGACAGAGACGACUUCUGGCGAGAAGAGCACCACGGUGGAGACAGAAACGCGCGAGGAGACGGAGGUGGAGGAAAGCAGCCUCACGACGACGUCCGGCAACACGACGACGUCCGUGUCAGGUGGUCAGGUCAUCCGCUCAACCGUGGAGGCUGGCGCGGCCCCGGGCGAGUCGGUGCAGACUGAGGUGUUCCAGUCGCAGGAAGCCGACGGCAGCAUCGUGACAAAGACGGUGAAGACGACGACACGACUUUCGACGUCUGCCAGCGGCGAGCUGGUGAAGACCUUUGAGGUGGAGACGACGACGGAGACAGAGACGACUUCUGGCGAGAAGAGCACCACGGUGGAGACAGAAACGCGCGAGGAGACGGAGGUGGAGGAAAGCAGCCUCACGACAACGUCCGGCAACACGACGACGUCCGUGUCAGGUGGUCAGGCCAUCCGCUCAACCGUGGAGGCUGGCGCGGCCCCGGGCGAGUCGGUGCAGACUGAGGUGUUCCAGUCGCAGGAAGCCGACGGCAGCAUCGUGACAAAGACGGUGAAGACGACGACACGACUUUCGACGUCUGCCAGCGGCGAGCUGGUGAAGACCUUUGAGGUGGAGACGACGACGGAGACAGAGACGACUUCUGGCGAGAAGAGCACCACGGUGGAGACAGAAACGCGCGAGGAGACGGAGGUGGAGGAAAGCAGCCUCACGACAACGUCCGGCAACACGACGACGUCCGUGUCAGGUGGUCAGGCCAUCCGCUCAACCGUGGAGGCUGGCGCGGCCCCGGGCGAGUCGGUGCAGACUGAGGUGUUCCAGUCGCAGGAAGCCGACGGCAGCAUCGUGACAAAGACGGUGAAGACGACGACACGACUUUCGACGUCUGCCAGCGGCGAGCUGGUGAAGACCUUUGAGGUGGAGACGACGACGGAGACAGAGACGACUUCCGGCGAGAAGAGCACCACGGUGGAGACAGAAACGCGCGAGGAGACGGAGGUGGAGGAAAGCAGCCUCACGACGACGUCCGGCAACACGACGACGUCCGUGUCAGGUGGUCAGGUCAUCCGCUCAACCGUGGAGGCUGGCGCGGCCCCGGGCGAGUCGGUGCAGACUGAGGUGUUCCAGUCGCAGGAAGCCGACGGCAGCAUCGUGACAAAGACGGUGAAGACGACGACACGACUUUCGACGUCUGCCAGCGGCGAGCUGGUGAAGACCUUUGAGGUGGAGACGACGACGGAGACAGAGACGACUUCUGGCGAGAAGAGCACCACGGUGGAGACAGAAACGCUCGAGGAGACGGAGGUGGAGGAAAGCAGCCUCACGACAACGUCCGGCAACACGACGACGUCCGUGUCAGGUGGUCAGGCCAUCCGCUCAACCGUGGAGGCUGGCGCGGCCCCGGGCGAGUCGGUGCAGACUGAGGUGUUCCAGUCGCAGGAAGCCGACGGUAGCAUCGUGACAAAGACGGUGAAGACGACGACACGACUUUCGACGUCUGCCAGCGGCGAGCUGGUGAAGACCUUUGAGGUGGAGACGACGACGGAGACAGAGACGACUUCUGGCGAGAAGAGCACCACGGUGGAGACAGAAACGCGCGAGGAGACGGAGGUGGAGGAAAGCAGCCUCACGACAACGUCCGGCAACACGACGACGUCCGUGUCAGGUGGUCAGGCCAUCCGCUCAACCGUGGAGGCUGGCGCGGCCCCGGGCGAGUCGGUGCAGACUGAGGUGUUCCAGUCGCAGGAAGCCGACGGCAGCAUCGUGACAAAGACGGUGAAGACGACGACACGACUUUCGACGUCUGCCAGCGGCGAGCUGGUGAAGACCUUUGAGGUGGAGACGACGACGGAGACAGAGACGACUUCUGGCGAGAAGAGCACCACGGUGGAGACAGAAACGCGCGAGGAGACGGAGGUGGAGGAAAGCAGCCUCACGACAACGUCCGGCAACACGACGACGUCCGUGUCAGGUGGUCAGGCCAUCCGCUCAACCGUGGAGGCUGGCGCGGCCCCGGGCGAGUCGGUGCAGACUGAGGUGUUCCAGUCGCAGGAAGCCGACGGCAGCAUCGUGACAAAGACGGUGAAGACGACGACACGACUUUCGACGUCUGCCAGCGGCGAGCUGGUGAAGACCUUUGAGGUGGAGACGACGACGGAGACAGAGACGACUUCUGGCGAGAAGAGCACCACGGUGGAGACAGAAACGCGCGAGGAGACGGAGGUGGAGGAAAGCAGCCUCACGACGACGUCCGGCAACACGACGACGUCCGUGUCAGGUGGUCAGGCCAUCCGCUCAACCGUGGAGGCUGGCGCGGCCCCGGGCGAGUCGGUGCAGACUGAGGUGUUCCAGUCGCAGGAAGCCGACGGCAGCAUCGUGACAAAGACGGUGAAGACGACGACACGACUUUCGACGUCUGCCAGCGGCGAGCUGGUGAAGACCUUUGAGGUGGAGACGACGACGGAGACAGAGACGACUUCUGGCGAGAAGAGCACCACGGUGGAGACAGAAACGCGCGAGGAGACGGAGGUGGAGGAAAGCAGCCUCACGACAACGUCCGGCAACACGACGACGUCCGUGUCAGGUGGUCAGGCCAUCCGCUCAACCGUGGAGGCUGGCGCGGCCCCGGGCGAGUCGGUGCAGACUGAGGUGUUCCAGUCGCAGGAAGCCGACGGCAGCAUCGUGACAAAGACGGUGAAGACGACGACACGACUUUCGACGUCUGCCAGCGGCGAGCUGGUGAAGACCUUUGAGGUGGAGACGACGACGGAGACAGAGACGACUUCUGGCGAGAAGAGCACCACGGUGGAGACAGAAACGCGCGAGGAGACGGAGGUGGAGGAAAGCAGCCUCACGACAACGUCCGGCAACACGACGACGUCCGUGUCAGGUGGUCAGGCCAUCCGCUCAACCGUGGAGGCUGGCGCGGCCCCGGGCGAGUCGGUGCAGACUGAGGUGUUCCAGUCGCAGGAAGCCGACGGCAGCAUCGUGACAAAGACGGUGAAGACGACGACACGACUUUCGACGUCUGCCAGCGGCGAGCUGGUGAAGACCUUUGAGGUGGAGACGACGACGGAGACAGAGACGACUUCUGGCGAGAAGAGCACCACGGUGGAGACAGAAACGCGCGAGGAGACGGAGGUGGAGGAAAGCAGCCUCACGACGACGUCCGGCAACACGACGACGUCCGUGUCAGGUGGUCAGGCCAUCCGCUCAACCGUGGAGGCUGGCGCGGCCCCGGGCGAGUCGGUGCAGACUGAGCGGCGAGCUGGUGAAGACCUUUGA